AUGCAGUUCACCACGCUCGCCGUCACCCUCUUUGCCGCCGCCAGCGCCGUCGUUGCCGCUCCGCUCGAGCGCCGCGACGGUGGCCAGGCCACCUACUUCUACCAGGGCGGCAACCCGGGCGCGUGCGGCAACUACCACUCGGACGACGACCGCAUCGUCGCCGUCAACUCGGCGCAGUACAACCAGGGCCUGUGCGGCAAGUCGAUCUGGAUCAACCACAACGGCAACACGGUCGAGGCCAAGGUCGCCGACGAGUGCCCCACGUGCGCAUGGGGCGACCUCGACCUCUCGGUCGGCGCCUUCAAGGCCCUCGCCAACAUGGACCAGGGUCAGGUCCCCAUCUCCUGGAACAUGUAA
Pseudozyma flocculosa PF-1 is the source of this 357-nucleotide messenger RNA. RefSeq lists its product as uncharacterized. Lineage: Eukaryota; Fungi; Basidiomycota; Ustilaginomycetes; Ustilaginales; Ustilaginaceae. The record is from RefSeq and is a predicted model, not a curated record. The coding region runs from base 1 to 357 and encodes 118 amino acids. The transcript has a single exon.